This is a messenger RNA of Chelmon rostratus (copperband butterflyfish), 6268 nucleotides long. Its product is annotated as ankyrin repeat and IBR domain-containing protein 1-like. Gene Ontology annotation, molecular function: zinc ion binding; ubiquitin protein ligase activity; ubiquitin conjugating enzyme binding. Lineage: Eukaryota; Metazoa; Chordata; Actinopteri; Chaetodontiformes; Chaetodontidae. Gene Ontology annotation, cellular component: ubiquitin ligase complex; cytoplasm. Gene Ontology annotation, biological process: protein polyubiquitination; positive regulation of proteasomal ubiquitin-dependent protein catabolic process; ubiquitin-dependent protein catabolic process. The record is from RefSeq and is a predicted model, not a curated record. The transcript is spliced from 20 exons. The coding region runs from base 235 to 3600 and encodes 1121 amino acids.
GGAGAGUUGACAGGAACAACAUCACCGCUUUAAGCACACGUUAUUUAUGGAUUACUUAACAAGAAAAGCCUUAUUGCGCUAGCGAGUGACAGUCAGUUCACAAGAUCUUCUCUGCAACAGCGUGAUGCACAGUCUGUGACGUUCAGUAUGCUGGCCUAUUGGACUUGAACAGAUUGAAGACGACUUAAGAGGCUGCUGUAUCAGUCUGAGCUCGAACCUAGGCUACGGGAAGAGAUGGGGAACACAGCGACCAAAUUCCGUAAGGCUCUCAUCAAUGGGGAUGAGGUACUGGCCUGCCAACUGUAUGAAAGCAACCAGCAGUUCAAGGAGGCUCUGGAUCCCAACUCUACAUAUGGAGAGUCAUACCAGCACAACACUCCACUGCACUAUGCUGCCCGGCACGCCAUGACACGCCUACUCAGGUCUUUUCUCCUAAGCAAAGAUGGGAAUCCUAACAAGCGUAAUGUUCACAAUGAGACAUCUUUGCACCUUCUCUGCAUGGGGCCCCAGAUCCUGACCUCAGAGGGGGCACUGCAACCCCGGAUCUCACGGCCAUAUGAAGACCGACAGCGUCGGGCGGAAUGUCUGCAAAUCAUCCUGGCAUGGACAGGAGCAAAGCUUGACCAUGGAGAGUAUGAGCGUGCUGAUGUCAAUGCCACCGACAACAAGAAAAGCACUUGCCUGCACUAUGCUGCUGCCUCAGGCAUGAAGACUUGUGUUGAGCUCCUGGUGCAGAGAGAAGGGGACCUGUUUGCAGAGAACGAAAACCGCGAGACUCCAUGUGACUGUGCAGAGAAGCAGCACCACAAGGAGUUGGCCCUGUGCCUGGAGUCGCAGAUGGUCUUCUCUCUUGCCCCCGAGGCAGAGGGUAUAGAGGCAGAGUACGCAGCCCUCGACCGAAGAGAGCUGUACGAGGGCCUGCGGCCUCAGGAUCUACGGAGGUUGAAGGACAUGCUGAUAGUUGAGACAGCCGACAUGCUGCAGGCCCCUCUCUUCACGGCAGAGGCGCUGCUACGUGCCCAUGACUGGGACAGAGAGAAGCUCUUAGAGGCCUGGAUGACCAAUGCAGAGGAAUGCUGCCAACGCUCAGGGGUACAAAUGCCCAACCCGCCUCCAAGUGGUUGCAAUGCCUGGGACACCUUGCCCUCGCCCCGUACGCCACGCACCACCCGCUCCUCCAUCACAUCCCCUGACCAAAUCAGCCUCAUGCCUGCUGAUGAGGAGUCUUCUCUGUGUGGUAUCUGCAUGUCUUCCAUCUCCGUCUUCGAGGAACCCGUGGACAUGUCCUGUGGGCACGAGUUCUGCAGAGGAUGUUGGGAAGGGUUUCUUAAUUUAAAGAUCCAAGAGGGUGAAGCCCACAACAUCUUCUGCCCGGCCUUUGACUGCUACCAGCUAGUGCCUGUGGAGGUCAUUGAGAGUGUGGUGUCUAGAGAGAUGGACAAGCGCUACCUCCAGUUCGACAUCAAAGCAUUUGUGGAGAACAAUCCGGCAAUCCGCUGGUGUCCUGAGGCAGGGUGUGAAAGGGCUGUGAGACUGAACACCCAGGGUCCUGGGACUUCCACCUCAGACCCGCUUAGCUUCCCCCUCCUUCGGGCCCCUGCUGUAGAUUGUGGCAAAGGUCACCUCUUCUGCUGGGAGUGUCAAGGCGAGGCCCAUGAGCCCUGUGACUGUGACACGUGGAAGUUGUGGCUACAGAAAGUCAAUGAGAUGAGACCUGAGGAAUUGGCUGGUGUGAGCGAAGCUUAUGAGGAUGCAGCCAACUGCUUAUGGUUGCUCUCUAACUCCAAGCCCUGCGCCAAUUGCAAGUCCCCAAUCCAGAAAAAUGAGGGCUGCAACCACAUGCAGUGUGCUAAGUGUAAGUAUGACUUCUGCUGGAUCUGUCUGGAGGAGUGGAAAAAGCACAGCUCAUCAACAGGAGGCUACUAUCGUUGCACCCGCUACGAGGUUAUCCAGCAGGUGGAGGAGCAGUCAAAGGAGAUGACUGAAGAGGCAGAGAAGAAACACAAGAGCUUUCAGGAACUCGACCGUUUUAUGCACUACUACACACGCUUCAAGAACCAUGAGCACAGCUAUCAGCUGGAGCAGCGCCUGUUAAAGACAGCCAAAGAGAAGAUGGAGCAGCUUAGCCGAGCCCUGAGUGGAAGGGAAGGAGGCCCACCUGACACUACGUUCAUUGAAGAUGCGGUCCUGGAACUACUGAAGACUCGCCGCAUCCUCAAGUGCUCUUAUCCUUAUGGCUUCUUUUUGGAGCCCAAAAGCACAAAGAAAGAGAUCUACGAGCUUAUGCAGACCGACUUGGAGAUGGUGACUGAGGAUCUGGCACAAAAGGUUAAUCGGCCUUAUCUUCGGACGCCGCGCCACAAGAUCAUCCGUGCGGCGUGUCUGGUACAGCAGAAGAGGCAGGAGUUCCUGGCAUCAGUAGCCAGAGGAGUGGCCCCCAAUGACUCUCCUGAGGCCCCCAGGCGCAGUUUUGCCGGCGGAACGUGGGACUGGGAAUACUUAGGCUUCGCAUCACCUGAGGAGUAUGCAGAGUUCCAGUACAGACGGAGACAUAGGCAGCGGAGGCGAGGCGACAUGUCCAGUCUCCGUAGCAACACACCUGACCCUGACGACCCCAGCGACAGCAUUUCAGACACACAGGAUAUUGGAGGUGGACGUAGACAAGGUCCUCUGAUGGGUCUAGGUUCUUUGGAUGACGAUGACCCUAACAUUCUACUGGCCAUUCAGCUGUCACUUCAGGACUCCGGGAUGGCAGGGGGCGGGUCCAGCCAUGACAUCCUUGCCAAUGAAGCCUCACUCGGCGCUAUCGGCACCUCCCUGCCUUCGAGGCUCGAGCAGAAUGCUCCAGGUGUAGAGGUCCUCACCAGAGCAUCCCUAAGCAGCUCAGAACUGCUGGAGCUGGGAGAUAACUUGGCUAGACUCGGCAACAUCAACAUCAGCAGCCAGUACUCCACUACCACUGGUGUCACCGCCUCUGUACAGCACUGUGAGAGUCACCACCGGACCUAUAGGGCUUCUGUGCCGAUCCCAGUGGGUCCAGGUGGCAGCAACUCGUCGACAGGUCUCUUCUCCUCUUCCAGUGACACCAUAGAUUCGACCACGUGCGGCAGCCAUGACCCAUCUUCGUCCUCUGCGCUAGGAGCAAAUGCUAAUCUGCUGGGCAACAUCAUGGCUUGGUUCCAUGACAUGAAUCCUCAAGGUAUCACCCUGGUCCCCUCAACCUCCUCUGACACUGACUCAAACCUCGGUGUGCUCCAGGCAGGCGGAGGUGGGUGCCUGCAGGAUGAAGAGAAAGGCGGAGUUGUCCUGCCUGAAAACAGGAAGGCUCAGGAAAUGAUGGCAGAUGUGGGUUUCUGCUCUCAGAGACUGAGUGACAUGGAGGAGAAGGAGUGUGCCGUCGCCGAGAGGCCGACCCAGUUAGAUCUCGUGGGGCUGGACACCAUGCCGCUACCUUACAUGGCCUCCCUUGACACAGGUGACCAUGCAGAACGAGGAGGCUCGAAGGUCUGCCAUGUCGACACUCCGCAAUGUGACUCCAUAUCCGAUCAGCUGCCUAGCACCAGCUCGUCUGAGUGGGAGGACCAGGUACACUUGGUAUGAAGUAAUGGCUGAGGUGGGAAGAAACUUUUUUUAGAAAGGCAAAAAAACAAAACACUAUAGAUUGCAAAUUAAAUAGCGCUGAGGAAUAUGUGUAAUAGCUAUUCAGGCGGAAUGUAUGCAGAAAGAAGAAUGUGUUCAUUGGAACGUGGGGAGGAAGUAUUUAGACACUUGGCUUAGUCUAGCACUGCAGUUAGAUGGGUUUUCUGCGUUUGCUGUAUUGCAAAGAAAGCACUAACUGAAAGAGAGAUUACAUUUGUCAACAAUUUUCAAGGAUGUAUUUCUUAAAAUGAUUCUUUGUGAUAGAAAUAUGAAUAUGUUACCUUUUCUGAAAUCAGUUUUAGAGGAGAUAAGAGACUUUAGUGUAGUGCAGGUCAUUUUUUCCCACUGGAGUAAAAGCCUACUGUAUGUGUCUGAAUCAGGUCUGAGAGGUUGUUAAACUGUACAUAUGAGCAAAUUAAUGUUUUGCUCCAAUAUUCAACCUGUGGGGUACAGGCUGGGAAUUAGUUUCCCACUCCUGUCCAAAUCUGCCUACUUUAUAGGUGCCAAACACUGACUAGCAAAAGCACAAUUUGCAGUCACCAAGUGUAUUCUUCAGAGCAAAUUGUGCCUGCUUGUUACAAUCUCAACCACUCAGCUCAACUUAAAUGUGAAAGUGUCGAGCUAUAUUUUUCUUUGAGAUUGCGGCUGAGUGAUGUUUUCAAGUCUCACUAAAUCUAAAAGCUGUAGUGUGCUGUGUAAAUCUGUAGUUUAAGACCAUAAUGGUCGUGUACUUUAUUAUGUGAACAUUCACACAAAACAAUUUAAUCAUUUAUAUGAAAAGUUGGUGGCCUGCUGGAAAACAUUUCAAAAUUGUGCUGACAAUGGUUAUUCAUCUCAAAGCCUCAGUCCUAACACACUUUCAAUGGGAACCGUCUUCUAAUCUUCAAAAGCAACAAACAGUGACUGACAGGCCCGGAGGGGCUGCUCAGUGUCGCUCAGUUCAGUAGAUUCUGAAGUUCAUUGCAGCCGGCUUAAAUUAAUGUUUGAGUACUGCAGCUGAAUGUGGAGUGUGACAGACUAAGUAGACAGUGAGUAGUCUUGUUUAUACACUGCAGGAAAGGCCAGUCAAAGAGAUAAUCAGCCAGUCACAUUCACACUUUGAUGAAUUAAUUAAUCAAGCCCAACUUACUGUAAUUUAUCUCUGGGUUCCAUUUAAAGGACCUGUGUGUAGGAUUUAGAGGGAUCUAUUGGAAGAAUAUGUCAGAAAUUGAAUUCAUUAGUGUGCAAUCACCUGAAAAUAAGAAUCGUUGUAUUUUUGUUACCUUAGAAUGACCUCUUUAUAUCUAGGAGUCCACCAUGUUUAUACAGUAGCCAGAACGGACAAACCAAACUCUGGCUCUAAAGAAGGUCUUUCACGUCUUUAGCAGCCACUGUAGGUUCUCCUACACGCUUUGAAGGGGUGGGUGAGGCGAGGGGUGUUCAGCUGGUUGCAAUCUGCAACCUCACCACUGGAUGCCAGUCCUACACACUGGUCCUUAAGGUGUAAUAUUAGCAAAGCCUUGUCAAAGCUCUGCAGAUGUCCCAGCCUGCAGGGUGUAAUGCACAGAGAAUCCAUGAAUGUGUAUUGCAUCUCAAACACAUGGUGAGGCCAUGUCUUUGAAACGGUUCUCUACGCAGUUAGAUACAGUGCCUUUUCUGUCAUUCACCAUUGUUUCACACAUCUUUCUGAGUGCUAAGUACACUGUUUUUACAGUGUAAACACAACAAACACCUGUUACCUUAAAGUUAUUUCUCUCAUAAAAUUUCUACUGUGUAAACAUGAGAUCUUGAUUUUUUUUUCAUCAAAAUGUUUGUAGCAUGAGACUUUUUGUUGGUUUUUGUAGUGUCAUGUUAAUGGGUAACACUGACUUUAAAUGAUUUGGCUUAAUGGGUAAUGGUUAAUGUCAUACUUUCAAAUCUGUUCCCAGAUAUUUUGGAAAAAAGGUUUCAUUUCUCUCAUUUUUUGUGCAUAGGGGCCUCUUGCCCUGCAGUUUGAAACAGUUGGCUUUUCUGUGGUUUAGAAACUAAAAUCACUGUAUUGACUUAAGAAUGAAUUGACCUACUGUAUGUGUAUCAUGUAUCUUACCUGACAACACUAAAAAUGGAGGAAAGUUGCAAUAUAAAGUUGGUAUUUAUUUGAAAUAAAUCAGAUCCGUUAAAGAAAAUGGAUUGUGAAUAACCAAUAUGAAAUGAAACACAUUGAUCAGUGUUUUACCUUUAAGACUUAAUUAUGUUUUUGUACAGACUAAUGUCUGACUGAAGUAAAUCUAGCAGAAAUAGAGAGUAACAUGAAACCUAAAGAUGGUGAUUGCUUUGCAAAGUGUCUUGAAGUUGUGAAACUGAGUGCCAUACGGUUAGUGGAGCUUGGUUCGUGUAAGUGGAUUGGAGUUGACAUAUGUUACCCUUUUUGUGUAACAGUUUGCUGUGCAUGAAAUGGGUUGAAGUCUAAACGGGAUUUGUACUUCCUUUGUAUGUCCAGGUGAUUUAUUUUAAAAUGGCAUAUAACAUUUUGUAACUCAUUGAGAUUUUCUAUUGUAAAGCAACUAAUCCUUGAAAUGCUAUUUGCACUUUCAUAGUCUAUACUUGAUACAUUCCCUCUUUAUAUGAAAAAUGUUUGUGUGAUGCCAAUAAACUAUGUGUUGAGUUUUAA